AUGGACAAUGUCUCUUCUUACCUUGCAUGCUUCCUCCUCCUCCUUUUCCUCACACACGCACGUGCCGACCUCCCUGGCACAUGGGAGCUUCUCGUCCCCGACGCCGGCGUCGCCUCCAUGCACACGGCGGUCACGCGCUUCAACACGGCGGUCCUCCUCGACCGCACCAACAUCGGCCCCUCAAGAAAACUCCUCCCCAAGGGCAACUGCCGCUACGACCGAAACGACGCCCUCUUGAAACGCGACUGCUACGCCCACUCCGUCCACCUCGACCUCCAAACCAACCAAGUCCGUCCCUUGAAAAUCCUCACCGACACGUGGUGUUCCUCCGGCCAGUUUCUCCCCGACGGCACGCUUUUGCAGACCGGUGGCGACCUCGACGGGUUGAAAAAGAUCCGAAAGUUCAGCCCGUGCGACGCAAGCGGGACUUGCGACUGGGAAGAGCUAAACGACGUUGAAUUGGCGGAAGGCAGAUGGUACGCCACAAACCAGAUUUUACCGGACGGGUCGGUGAUUAUAAUCGGUGGAAGAGGGUCCAACACCGUCGAGUUUUUCCCUCCGAGAAAAAACGGCGCCGUUUCGUUUCCCUUUUUGUCUGAAACGGAAGACACUCAGAUGGAUAACUUAUAUCCUUACGUCCACCUUCUUCCAAACGGUCACCUUUUCGUUUUCGCCAACACGCGGUCGGUGAUGUAUGAUUUCACGCGCCACGUCAUCGUUAAGGAGUACCCUAAAUUGGAGGGCGGUCCGCGGAACUACCCUUCCGCAGGGUCCUCCGCGAUGCUGGCUUUACAAGGGGACUACUCAACCGCGGAGAUUGUUGUAUGUGGCGGCGCGCAAUACGGUGCGUUUUUGAUGCAGAGUACGGACACCCCGGCGCACGGUAGCUGCGGGCGCAUAUUAGCUGUGGGGGACGAUGAGAAUCCGAAAUGGGAAAUGGAGGACAUGCCGUUCGGGAGAAUCAUGGGGGAUAUGGUGAUGCUUCCAAACGGCGACGUUUUGAUUAUUAAUGGAGCGAUGUCCGGGACACAGGGGUUUGAGUCGGCUCGUAAUCCUUGUUUGAAUCCGGUUCUGUACCGGCCCGAUCAACCGGUUGGUUUGCGGUUCAUGGUUUUGAACCCUGGCACUGUUCCGAGAAUGUACCAUGCAACCGCGAAUUUGCUACCCGAUGGGAGGGUUCUCCUUGCCGGGAGUAACCCGCAUGUUUUGUACCGGUUCGACGCUGAGUUCCCGACCGAGUUACGAGUGGAAGCGUUUUCGCCCGAGUAUUUAUCCGCGGACCGGGCGAAUCUUAGACCGGUCAUUGAGGAGGUACCUGAAACGGUGCGGUUUGGGGGGAGUUUCGAUGUGGUGGUUUCGGUUUCUUUGCCGGUGGUGGGGAUUGUGGAAGUGAACUUGGCGAGUGCGCCUUUUGCCACACACUCGUUUUCCCAGGGUCAACGUUUGGUCAAACUGGCGGUUUCGUCUGCCGUGCCUGACGGUGACGGGAAGUACCGGAUCGGCGUCACAGCGCCGCCGAGUGGGACAGUGGCACCGCCGGGGUAUUACAUGGCUUUUGCGGUGAACCAAGGCGUGCCCAGCGUUGCCAAGUGGAUACACGUGGCGUAG
This is a messenger RNA of Sphenostylis stenocarpa, 1608 nucleotides long. Lineage: Eukaryota; Viridiplantae; Streptophyta; Magnoliopsida; Fabales; Fabaceae. The record is from the annotation of a GenBank genome assembly.